CCUACAGUUGGUUAGAUAGAAGAAACCAAGAGUUUUGUACUCUCUGAAAUUGAAAUCAGUAAGGGACAUACCAGAGCUUAGUUUCAUUGACUUUUUUUCUCAUCUCCCAUCAGCUCUUCUUUCUCUUCUCUCGAUCCUAAAAUGAGAAUAAGCUCCUGUUACUGGUGCUUUGAUGCGUAUAGUUUUCAUAUUUCUGUUUUAUUUUUUGUGUGUAUGAUUGGCAGAGGUUUUCCAUUUUGGUUGUUGCACUAGUUUAUGGCGUUCCUAGAUGUAUUUAUUCCUGAAUGAGUAGAGUUGGGGAUUGUAUCAUGUAUUUUCUUUUUCCUAACAAUUAUUUUAUUUUUCCUUCUACUGUAUUUUGUUCCCUCGUGAAGAAGCAUACAUGUCAUAUAGGUGUGUUAUAUAUAGUUUUUUCUUGCAAGAUAGCAGUAGUUUCACUUAGUUUCCUUUUUUGUGGAAGUCCUUUUAUUUCACUUUUCUUUCUGUUGACUAUGUUGGACUCUAGACACCGGUUUAGAAACAUGCGGUUUGUAUACUUUUUUCCCUCCUAUAAUGUCCUUUCCAGGUUAAGUUUCCAUCGUCCUGUGUUUAGCUUUUUUGAGACCACAGAUUGCUCUCUUUACAGGGAAGAGACUACUGUAACAGUGAGAGAAAUCUUUCAUUCCUUCUAGACCUUAGCACAUACUUACAGUAAAGCAGUACAUCUCUUAGAGUUUUGUUUCUUCCCUAACUGGGUGGGGUAUAUAAAUGUGGUUGACUUUUUUAGUUUCUUAAGUAAAUCUGAGAAGUUGUCUUUUUCUGGUCUUGUGUUGGAGUUACCGAGAGAAUCUUGUUCUUGGCUUUGUGCUGCUGAAGAUCCUGGAGAGUUUCUCAUUCCAUUAUGAGAUUUUUUUGGAUGAAGCCAGAACAUAAUUAUUUUGGCCUUUUUAGUUAGUUAGUUUGGGUGAAAUAAAAAAUUUUACUGUUUCGAAGUCACUCAGUUCCUAAAUAGCUAGCAUUCUGUUGUUUUUCAUAUUAUGUAGUCUUUUUGAGAAUGAAUUAAAAUCAUGUGUGUGUGUGUUAUUGGAAAUUGAACUCAGGCCUUCAUAUUGAAUUGUAUCUCAGCCCUUCUAGAAAAUUUUUUUAUUUCAAGACUAAGUUUUGCGAAGUUGCCCAGGCUGGGGUUGAAUUUGGAGUCACCCUACCCAGCUUCCAGAGUGCUGAGAUUAGAAGAGUGCACCAUUAUACUAGCCUUGAGUUAUAUUUCUAAUAAUUGUUUUAUUUCUUUUAUUGGGUAUAAUUGUUAGUAUAGUCUUCCUUUUUCUUUCUACAUAGAACAAAAACACUGAAAUACAGAUCGUGCCUGCUUUUACUGUGCUAAGUUAUGGGUGGGGCAGUGGAAAGCAGUGAUUGUCUUUUGAUACAAUGUGAAACAUUUUUUAGUAAGUCAGUCAACAUUUGUGUACUGUACUUCUGCAAAGGACCGAGCUGCCUAUUUGUGAAGUAGUCUUAUGAAAAAACUUGGAAACUAAAAUAGGGGUCUCUUUGAAAAACUCAACAGUUGUUGAAAGAGGAACAGAAGUUUCUUUUGUUGGAGAAGCAGCGCUUGUACAUCAAAAUCACUGAACAACCAGAUUCUCUUUGUGGCCAGAUGGGUUUGUAUGGACAGACUUGUCCAUCUGUAACUUCAUUAAGGAUGACAUCUGAACUGGAGAGCAGCCUAACAUCUAUGGACUGGUUACCACAGCUCACCAUGAGAGCAGCCAUCCAAAAAUCUGAUGCGGCACAAAAUGCACACGGAACAGGAAUUUCUAAGAAGAAUGCACUCCUUGACCCAAAUACAACUCUAGACCAGGAAGAAGUUCAACAGCACAAAGAUGGGAAACCUCCAUAUAGUUAUGCCAGCCUCAUUACAUUUGCUAUUAAUAGCUCACCCAAAAAGAAAAUGACUUUAAGUGAGAUUUACCAGUGGAUUUGUGAUAACUUCCCAUAUUAUAGAGAGGCUGGCAGUGGUUGGAAGAAUUCCAUACGUCAUAAUCUGUCACUCAACAAAUGUUUCCUUAAAGUGCCUCGAUCCAAGGAUGACCCCGGAAAGGGAUCCUAUUGGGCAAUAGACACCAAUCCGAAGGAAGAUACGCUGCCUACUCGGCCAAAGAAGAGGGCACGCUCUGUAGAACGGGCCUCAACUCCAUAUAGCAUAGAUUCAGAUUCUUUGGGAAUGGAGUGUAUUAUUUCGGGAAGUGCCUCUCCAACUCUGGCAAUCAACACUGUGACUAACAAAGUAACAUUGUACAAUACGGAUCAGGAUGGUAGUGAUAGCCCACGCAGUAGCCUUAACAACAGUCUCUCAGACCAGAGUUUGGCAUCUGUUAAUUUGAACAGUGUUGGAAGUGUGCAUAGUUACACACCGGUGACAAACCAUCCAGAACCAGUCUCUCAGUCAUUAACUCCUCAGCAGCAGCCACAGUAUAACCUUCCAGACAAGCAACUACUUUUCUCAGAAUAUAAUUUUGAAGAUCUUAGUGCCUCAUUUCGGAGCCUUUACAAGUCAGUUUUUGAGCAGUCACUUAGUCAACAAGGUUUGAUGAACAUCCCUUCUGAAUCUUCCCAGCAGUCCCACAGUUCAUGUUCCUACCAGCACUCUCCUAGCAGCACAGUGAGCUCUCAUCCGCACAGCAACCAAAGUACCCUGUCCAACAGUCACGGUAGUGGCCUCAACACUACAGGCAGUAAUUCGGUCACACAAGUCUCUCUGUCCCAUACUCAGAUGCACACACAGCCGUCUCCACACACACCCCACCGACCGCAUGGUUUACCACCACAUCCACAGCGUCCUCAGCACCCAGCCCCUCACCCACAGCAACACAGCCAGCUCCAGUCACCUCCCCCUCAACACCCCUCUCCACAUCAGCACAUACAGCACCAUCCGAACCAUCAGCAUCAGACGCUGACACACCAGGCACCUCCACAACAGGUAUCCUGUAAUUCUGGUGUUUCAAAUGAUUGGUAUGCCACACUUGAUAUGCUAAAAGAAAGCUGUAGAAUUGCCAGCAGUGUUAAUUGGUCAGAUGUAGACCUUUCCCAGUUCCAAGGUCUGAUGGAGAGUAUGAGACAGGCAGAUCUCAAGAACUGGUCUUUAGAUCAGGUUCAGUUUGCUGAUCUCUGUUCUUCCCUUAAUCAGUUCUUUACACAAACUGGCCUUAUCCACUCACAGAGUAAUGUUCAGCAAAAUGUUUGUCAUGGUGCCAUGCAUCCAGCAAAGCCUUCCCAACACAUUGGAACAGGAAAUUUGUACAUAGACUCCAGGCAAAAUCUCCCUCCUUCUGUGAUGCCACCCCCUGGUUAUCCUCAUAUCCCACAGGCACUUAGCACUCCAGGAACAGCUAUGGCAGGCCAUCACGGAACUAUGAACCAGCAGCACAUGAUGCCUUCCCAAGCCUUCCAGAUGCGGCGCUCUCUGCCCCCAGAUGACAUCCAGGAUGACUUUGAUUGGGAUUCAAUUGUGUAGGGUUUGUUUCUGCAAAGCUUGGACCCCAGCAUCACUUCUCUGCAGUGAAGGGAAAGGUUUAAGAGAAUCCAGUUGAGAAAACAAGGUUUCCAAUCGCUUACCAAUGUUAUCAAAAAUUCUUUUGAAGACAAUCAAAAUGAUUUUAGCUGGAUAACUUAAUUGCUUUUAUCUGACCCAAACAAGUACUACAUGUUUGUCUCCCUGCAAACUGCCCUAUGUAGCUCCUAACUGUUGUGUGAUUUGGACAGCUUUUUGCAUAUUUGUGUCAGUUUGAUGUUAACCACAAGUGCCAGACUGAUUUUUUUCAGGCAGAGCCUAUUUUGCUGCAAGCAGUUUAUAGAUACACAUGUGUAAAUAUAUGUACAAAAAUUACUGAAAAGCUUCAGUUUUUCUAAUUGGAUUAUUAUGUAUUGAGAGUAAAGUUACUGUCAGUUUUUAUUCCUUGUUGGGCUAUUUUCUGCAGGAUGGUUUUCACUAAGGUAGGGAACUAAAAGGGAAUAGAUUUCUCCAAAGCCCAGUUUCUCUUAUUUAAUCUUUUUCAGAAAUGUGGGUAAUAACAAAUUCUAUUCAGUAAUUCAAGAAACCAAGAGCUUGAUGCUCUCCAAAUAAUCCAGAGGAGCAUGUUGCUCUUGAGCAACAUGAAGAACUGACCAAAAUUGUUUUAAUGUUGGGGGCGGGGUAUAGAGUAUAUGUUGUAUCUUGUUGAUGUCUGUUUCCUAAGUCUGCAUUGUAACAGCUCUGAAAUUUGAUUAGAGGCUAGGCGUUGCUUGGGUCUUUAAGCAAAUCAGUGCCUCUACAUUCACUUACAUAUUUAUUUUUCAACAGUGUUUUUUAAUAUUUAUUGCCACCUUUGUGAAUGCUCAGCUUUUAUUGGGUUUGCUAACACGAAAUAUGGUGUCUGAAAGCACAGAAUUAUUUUUCUUGGUAAGAGUUUACAGAUGAGACAAUCAGAGGGACAGUCAUCAUUCUCUAACACCACUCCUUUACGUUUCUUUAUCUUAGCAUUCCUGCUGGUUGAGACUUAAUAGCUAAGUUAGACUUUUCUGGAAUUUGAAUCAGAGUCCAUUUGGGUAAGAGAAUGGCAGGGCAGGGUUUAUGCAGCAAUAUUCACCACUCAUUUUCUUUCCAUUUAGGAAGCACUGACAGCAGGUAGGGCUACAAACAGAGUUUAUUUGCCUCAGUAUUUAGUACAGUUAUAAAGUGGUUACUGCUGUUACUGUGUCCCGUGUGCACCUGAAAUUGUAUCACUUUCUUUGAAAGGAAGCUCUUCUUUUAGAGAUUUUUAAUUGUUCUGUUUCAUAUCUUAUCACAGUUCCUUUUUAUAGAUUAUCUGAGUUUUACAAUGGAGCUAGAAGAAAUAAGAUUUUUUUUCCCCUAAUGAAUAGGUUUUGAAUUGAUUCUUUAGCAUGCCCCCCCCCCCACACACACACACACCGUCCUUUCAGUUUAAAUGGGGGAAAGGGUUCCAUCAAAUUGAGGAAUAACUGCUCACUGGUUGCUGUUUUAGCAUCUCUGAUCUCUAUCAACCAUGCUGUCACUUUAAUUAGCCUUAGUGUUGUUUGAGUGAUCUCUACUUGAAAUAAAGUUUUGUUUCUCUCUAUAUGUAUGUUUGGGGAGGGGAGAGUGUUGAGUGUGUGUGAACAUAUGUUUGUUGGUUGGUUGGUGGUGUUUUUUUGUUUGUUGUUUUUUGUUUUUUUUAUUGGAGUGUUGCCUUCAAUGAAUUACUGGGAAGCCAGCCAUUCUAAGGGAUGGUGAGGUUGGAGAAGAAGAGCUCUGUGUUUCUCUGUUGUUUGGACCCUAUUUGGCAUGAAAAAGGAAACUCAGUUCCAGGCCCUUGGAUCAGUGAAUAUCAGAGGAUUCUGGAAAGGCAACCAACGGGCCCCUCUUAGAAGGAUCAAGGCAAGAGGAGAUUGCAGCCUGCAGAGUAAAAGCUUGGAAAAAGGAGAUGAUUUUCAGUAGUCUACUAGAGUCACUGUUUUCUAGACACCAAAAUAGCUGUUUUGAAACUGUAUGAAUUGCUUGGAUAGCAAUGUGCACUUUAAACAAUUUGGGUAUUGGAAUGCAGCCUCUUAAACUGAAUGGUUUAGGUAGAACCACUGACUGUGAUUUUACAAAUUAUGUGAAGCUGUUUUCCCAUUUGGCAAUCAUUUAAUGAUUUUCAGUGGUCAAUAUGAGUAUUUAAACUUACAAGAAUGACCCGGGAGGCAAAGUCUCCACCCAUACGUGUCCCACUCUGCUGUGUGUGAUACAAGAGACCCAGGGGCCCAGGACAGGUCUUUUCUAGGAGCUGUGGCCCAACAGGGCUACCUGGUGAGGUGUAGAAUGCCCCUAGCGGCCAUUCCUGUUGGUAAUUGUUAAUGCAGAGUUCUGUCUUGGAUUUAAAUUAAAGACUUGGGGGAAACAAUAAUAAAUGCCUGUAAUCAAACAGGGACACUCUGUCCAGGAGAAUAAUCCGACUGGCAUUUGUGGCAGUUUUUGAAAUGUAAAUGUAUUCACGUGUGUUCUUGUAAAUAUGUGUCUCUCAAAUGUCCUUUGAAGUGGGAGGGAAUCAAUCUGGGGAUAAUUUCAAAUGGAAUAGAGUAUUUUGAUAUUGUUCAUUCAGAGGGUGAUGUGUACAUAUCUAUAUUGUAUAUAUGUGAUGAAAAUGCAUUGGCUUUUUGUGCAAACACAACCUGCUUUCUGUACUGAUGUUGGACAGUCAGUGUUUUAAUGUUUCUACAGUUUUGCUAUUGCACGAUUUCAUAUUCUGCCUCUAUGAUGACCGAUACCCAUUCUUUGUAACUGUUUAGUGCUGUAAAGAAAUAUUCCAAGUGUCAUUAGGAUUGUUGCUGCCAGACCUAAUAUGCAUGAAUGGCACUUAAAAUAAAUAUGUUAACUCUA
Cavia porcellus (domestic guinea pig) is the source of this 6367-nucleotide messenger RNA. RefSeq names its product forkhead box J3 (gene Foxj3). Gene Ontology annotation, biological process: regulation of transcription by RNA polymerase II. Bases 1631 to 3487 code for a protein of 618 amino acids. The record is from RefSeq and is a predicted model, not a curated record. The transcript has 13 exons. NCBI's taxonomy places the organism in Eukaryota, Metazoa, Chordata, Mammalia, Rodentia, Caviidae. Gene Ontology annotation, molecular function: DNA-binding transcription factor activity, RNA polymerase II-specific; RNA polymerase II cis-regulatory region sequence-specific DNA binding. Gene Ontology annotation, cellular component: nucleus.